GUUCGAAUAUCCUAAAUGGAAUUUGAUGUAAAUUCACCAAUCCAAUUGUUUCCAAAUAUGGAAAUUUUUAAUUUAAUUUCGAUUAUAUAAUCACCAAGUAGUAUCUCGUCUUAUAUGUCUUAAUAUUCUUGUCUUACAUUGCAACGUAAAUAUUUUAAUUAUUUAUCCUACCCUUUUUCUCUUUUCCAUGGCUCUUGAUUCUCUCGAAUGCAAACCAGACCUAAAAAAUUUUAACACAGAAAAGACUGCUUUCUUAAAGGAAUUUAAUGUACAAUACGGUUAUGGCGGUAAAAUUGAUCAAAUACGUGAAGAAGAAUACCCUCAACUUAAAGGGGCCGUCUUCCUUGAUCAUGCUGCAACAACUACUUAUGCCAAAAGUGUUCUUAUUUCUUUCACAACUGAUCUCAUUAAUAACCUUUACGGUAAUCCUCACGCAAAUUCACCUAGUUCGCAACUCUGUAAUCAAAGAUUAGAUAAAGUUCGUGAUCGAGUUCUUAGACAUUUUAAUGCCAAUCCUGGUGACUAUCAAGUUAUAUUUACUCAAAAUGCUACAGCUGCUAUUAAGUUAGUUGGAGAAAUGUUUCCAUGGACAUCGGAUCAAAGCUCUUACAAGUAUUUAAGAGAAUCUCACAAUAGUCUUAUUGGACUAAGAAGAUUUGCAGAAGAAGCCGAUGCGAAACUUAUCAAAGCGAUAACAGAGGAUGAUUUCAUCUGCUUAUUUGAAAAUGAUCCGAAAACAGAGUCUAUACAAUGUGAUAAUCAUUAUUCAACUAACGCCCUACCCCGAGUAGGGUUAAUUGAUUCUCCACAUGGAACUCAGCAGGAAUUUCAAAACACUUAUCAACAGGAGACAUCUAUUCAAAAUAAUAUAAUUUACAACCUUUUUGCUUAUCCAGCACAAUGUAAUUUCUCUGGAUCAAGGUUUCCGUUAAAUUGGAUUCAGAAAAUCAAAAGAUUCAAUAAAAAUAAUAAUUCAAAAACCUUAGUCUUAUUGGAUGCUGCUGCUUAUGUUUCAUCAUCUUUACUUUCACUGUCCGAGGUCGAUACAUCUCCAGAUUUUGUCACCAUUAGUUUUUAUAAGAUGUUCGGCUUCCCCACUGGAUUAGGAGCAUUGAUUGUAAAGAACGAAUUAGAACCAAUACUGAGAAAAAGAUACUUUGGUGGCGGCACCCUCGAUUCAAUCGUGUAUGAUAGACCGUGGCAGAAAUUUCGUAAAUCCUUGCAUGAACGUUAUGAAGAUGGCACGGUUAAUUUCCUUGAUAUUAUUGCUCUAGACCACGCGUUUGAUACAUCGGAACGUCUAUAUAAUAACUUUGAUCUUAUCAAAAAUCAUGUCACCUCUUUAAUUAUUUAUCUUAGUAGAAGUAUGAAAUCUCUACGUCAUUAUAAUGGGCAACCUGUUUGUUAUAUCUACUCAAAUAGAGAUUUUUCAAAUAAUACACUUCAAGGUCCUGUUUUCAGUUUUAAUGCGAAACGCGCAGAUGGAUCUUGGGUUGGGUACCUUGAAUUAGAAAGGCUAGCAAGUGUGAAUAAUAUUCACAUUAGAACAGGGAGACUUUGUAAUCCAGGCAGUUCUGCGAGAUGGACAAAAUUAGAUUCUGAAGACAUCAUAGAUAGCUUUUAUAAUGGAAAAACAUGUCACGACGAUCAAGAUAUGUGGAAUGGAAAACCAGCAGGAACGAUUCGGAUUUCUGUUGGUGCAAUGACAACAAUUGAUGACAUUCUUAUAUGGAUGAAUUUCUUUAAGAAAUAUUAUGUUGAGAUAGCACCAUCUUCUGUAAUGAAUAACUCUAUUUCAUUUAGCCAAAACUUAGUAUUGGAAAAAGUAACACUAUUUCCAAUUAAAUCAUGUCAUGGGUUUAGCAUUUCACCAUCAACUUCAUGGCCUAUAACUAGUAAAGGACUUAUGUAUGAUCGUGAAUGGAUGUUGGUGGAUGCGGGAAAUGGUAGAGCAUUAAGUCAAAAAAGGUUUCCUCGAAUGACCUUAAUUUGUCCAGAAAUUAUAAGAGACAAAGGGUUACUCGCAGUGUCAGCUCCCGACAAGGAACCCUUAUAUAUUGACUUGAACAUUUAUCCAAAUACGGUUGAAUUUUCCACAUGUUCUUCACAGGUUUGCGGUGACAAGAUUCAGACAUGUGUAUACACAUCAUCUGAAAUUAAUGAAUGGUUCUCAUCCUUUCUUAAUGUAUCAUGUCGUUUGGCACGACAUGCAUCUAUGAAAGAUAACAGCUUACUUCAACAUCGUUUUAUUAAAUCAUACUUUAAUGUGCCUGACAACAUGCAUCUAUCUUUAUCAAAUGAAUCACCAUUUUUAAUAAUAUCACAUUCAAGUGUUAAUUAUAUUAAUAAAAAAAUUAUAGAAGGAGGAAACCAAGAAGUAGAACCAGAUUGUUUUCGUGGCAAUUUUUUAAUUAAAGGAACAAAAGAAUUUGAAGAAGAUCAGUGGAAAUUUGUUAAAUUUGAUGAACAAGUUUUUAAGAUUAUUGGUCCAUGCAGAAGAUGUAAUAUGACCUGUAUAAAUCAUAAAACCGCUGAAGUAGCUAAAGAACCUUAUUCCACAUUAGCUUUAUGUCGUCAAUUUAAUGGAAAAAUACAUUUUGGUCAACAUAUGAUUCAUGUUCCCGAACUUUCAGAAAAACCUUACUUAAUUAAAAGUAAUUCAUUAGUUCAAAUUUUAACAGAUAGGAAUUUGAAUAAAAAAUUAAAAAAGUGGACUAUAUGGAAUUGGUUAUGGAUUAGUUUAGGGAUUUUUUUAAUUUAUAUUUUUAAUAAAAAUAUUAUUAAUAAAAUAUAUAAUUAUAUUAAUUAUUAUUAAAUAAAA
Rhizophagus irregularis DAOM 181602=DAOM 197198 is the source of this 2821-nucleotide messenger RNA. RefSeq lists its product as uncharacterized. Gene Ontology annotation, molecular function: pyridoxal phosphate binding; molybdenum ion binding; molybdenum cofactor sulfurtransferase activity. Lineage: Eukaryota; Fungi; Glomeromycota; Glomeromycetes; Glomerales; Glomeraceae. Gene Ontology annotation, biological process: Mo-molybdopterin cofactor biosynthetic process. The record is from RefSeq and is a predicted model, not a curated record.